ACUUAACGGCUCCCCCGUCUCCAUAACCUCACAAAAUAGAAAUUUAAUAUUUUAUUUUUUAUUUCCCGCGUCAAAUAAGCAAAACAAUAUUACUAAAGCAUUAUAAUGCUGAAUUUAUAGGAACCUUAUAUUGCCAUUAUAAAAUUAAGCCACCAUGACAGCUGCUGCUACUCCAUAUUGGAAGCAGUUAUGGCGCUGGACAUCUUCACAAAGUCUUACAAACGAGGAACUUAAAAAGGUUUUAGAUAAUAAGGACAUUAUUAACUGUUUACAGCAAGGACUUGCUUGUUAUAAAUCUUCUAAAGCUAACUCAUUUACAAAGCUGCAGUCUCAAAAUUCAGAACAAACAAAGCUCUUAAAUGUUGUACAAACACUGCAACAUUACAUUGAUGUAGACUGUUUUCAAAUAUGGGAAAUUUUAAAACAUUAUUUAUGUGAUAUUUCAUAUGGAACACCAGCAAAUGCAUUAAAAAAUGUUGCGUUUGUUGAUACAAGACCUACAUUCCUAUCGCCCAACGUUUGGAAUUUCUAUCAUGCUGAAAGACUAUUUGUAUUGAAGUUAUUACAAUAUAUUAUAGAAUUUAAGUCAGAUAAAAAUCAUAAGUAUAAUGAACUAUUUAAUAAAAUAUUCAAUGAUAUAGGUAUAAGCAAUUUAAAAGCUUCGCUGAUAUCACAAUUUGAGACACUGUUAGCAUCUGCACCUCCAUCAAGAAAGAUUCAAAGCGAUUUUAACAAUGAUACAGUGAGACAAGAAUGGGCUAAGUCUAACUUAAGGGAACAAAUUGCGAUACUUCAGAUUUUAAUGUUGAUAGCCAAUGAACAUCAAAUAACCCAAGAUGAGUUUGUCAAACUGUUCAAAUUGUUUAGAAAACAUAAUUUUGGCAAAAAUCAAGCUUUCAAUGAUCUCUUGGAAGAAAAGCAUAGAGAAGUGUGCAUGAGAGUAAUGUAUAUGGAAAUUGGGUUGUUUAUGACUAUUGUGGAUUGUGAGAAAAUUAAAAACCUGUCAUCAUGGAUAGAUGGAACUAAGGAGUCUGUAGAGAAUGAAUUUACAAAAAUUCAACCACAUAUGGAACAGAGCCCAAUGUUGAUGACCUGGAUGAUGAUUACAUUACAGAGUGAUCAACAUUUAAAAUUAUUUGAAACACAGUAUCAACAUUAUGGAGCCAUUUCACUUAGGAUGAAAGUAUUUGAGUUCCUGAGACAAAUGCUAAAUAGCACUUUGCUGAAUGAUGAUUCCACAUGUGCCAUAAUAGUAAGAAAGAGGGUUUUCAGACUUUUGAAUGAGAUAUGUGACAAAUUUGAUGGAGAUGGCACAAUCAGCUGUCAACCUGGCAUCAUGGAAUUAUGCUCCGAUUUGAUUAAGUCCAAAACAAUCGCUGAGCAGUUUUGGUUAUUGCAACAAAAAGAUGAUAAUUUUGGUGUGGUAUCUUUAUGGAAUUCAGCGUUAGAGUACUUCCCUUUUAAUUUUGAUGCAAUUUCCAUUUUGGCUGGUGGUUUAGCUGAAGCAGGGAAAGAAAGUGUAAGAAAUCUUAUUGCCGAACUCAAAAAUCUACCUGUAUACACAGAAAUAUACAAUCCAAAUACAGUACCAAUAGUAUCAUUACAAUCUGAAGAUGCAGUUAUUGGUAGAGAUUACUACCCUCUCGGCGAUAAUACCUAUCACAUUGAAGCUGGGUCAAAAGCAUCUAUCUUAGAACGGAAAGAAGGCACUAUGAUUCAUUUUCGUACACCCGUUUCAUACUGGACAGUAUUCAAUAGUGAAAUAGAGAAAGUUCUAGAUAGAAAACAAGGUCAUUAUAACUUAAACAUGACAUUAGAAAGGGUAUACAAAGGGACUAAAGUGUUGAAGGGUAUAUUGAAAGCGCUUGUAGAAGAUAAAGAGAUUCCUAAAAGUUUGGUGGGGCCGAGUGAAGGUGUGUUUGAUGUGUUAUUGAGGUUCAUGCGUGCAGAAACCCCACCAUUGCAAUUGUUGGUUGAAUGCCUCAAUGUGUGCAUUGCGUUGAUACCAUUGUUUUCUAAAGAAAUUCAUUUACGGUUAAUAAAUACUGGUCUCUUGCCCCGCAUAACGAAACAUCAGCUGUCCCAUGUAGAAUAUGCAAACGGUGUGUCCUUAGACUCGGCAGCAGUUGGCUCAUAUCUCAUAUCUAUUGAACAACCAAGUGGAACUUAUAAGUUUCUUACUACUUAUAUUGAUAUGUUAUGUGCCUUCCAUAAGGUAACAACAGAUGACCGUAUUAUAACGGAAAUCCUUCUGCCGGGGCUUAUUUUGAUUCUCCGUGAAGUAUUUCCUAAUGUUUAUGGUUGGCGGUACAGCUCAACCACAGAACGAAGGCUGCUCAUACAGAAAUGUGCAAACUAUCUCACUAUGGUUCUACAGCAGGCAGAUAAUAAACCCACAAUAAUGUUGUUGAAACGGACAUGCAUUCAUGGUCUGCUGUAUACAGAGAAUGCACUGGAAUUGCUGAAGAUUGUUUCUAUUGGUAACGAGUCUCUCGAAAAAAUAAUCCACGAAGAUACAAACUGGAUUUCUGGAUCAGCAUAUCAAUAUACAUUUACAUUACAACGUUGUCUAGCGUUGAUGAUGUAUGCGCUACGACAAAAGAGCCUUAUAAACGAUACAAACGAAGUGACUCCACUGGAACACCUGAUAUUCGCACAAAACAAACAAGUGGACAGACUGAAGGUUGUGCCCAAUGUGGUCAGCUAUAUUAAUCAUGCAUUCAACAAAAGUUUGUCGGUGUUGAGCUGUAGGCUUUUGAAGAGAUUUGCUGAUGGUUUCCAAAUGUCACUCUUUGCAUUGCUAGACAUGAGCGCGUACAAAGUUCGGGUCAUGUUCUUGGACAGAUUGCGCGAUGAAUACGAAACUAUUGGUGUUAAGGUGGCCAUAUUGGAGUUCGUCGCCACCUGUGUCGGCAAACAGCCUGGCUUGACCGAAGCAUUCUUUAUGAUGAAUCACGAGAGAGCUAAAGCAAUCGAAAAUGAAAAAGAAGCUGACACGAAAGUGAAAACAGAAGAAGAUGAUAGUUUUGAAGGUAUUUUGGGGUACAUGGCUGAUUAUUUGGAAACCGUUAAAUCUGAUGCCAAAUUACUCCAUAGUCCAUUGUUGGGUUGCAUCAUGGCCCUGUUUCAUGCACUUUGGAAAAACAACAUGCAAAUUCUCGUCAAAAAAUUACGCAAACAUCCGAAGUUUUGGGAACACAUGACAAGCCCUCUUUUUAGUGAAAUUCAACCUGAACUUCGAACAUAUAGUCAAAUAUUUAACGUUCUUGGAAUUGAGUUAUUUGUCUCGCGAGAAAAGCUCGAACCCAACUUUAAAGAGGUUCUAGAACAGUUCUUCGAUACAAACAAAAAGCAUCUUGAUACUUGGAUAGAUUUUAUAUUUUCCUUCAGAGGACGCGAAACUGAGGAAAGCGUCACCGAUAAAGUUCCCGUAUGGCUCGGACUUUUGACUUCAUGGAAAGACUUUACAACGAUAUUUUGCAAAUGUUUGCCUUUCAGUCUGAAUAUUGCGCACAAAACAAAAAUGGUUGCUCCCUGUAUGAGUGCGCUUUUGAACGAAUUAGAUGAUCUCAAAGAUGGACGUCUAGUCGUCAUACUCGCUGAGCUGUAUGUCGUAAUGCUGGCGAAUUGGAAGGAAGAUUGUUUCGAUAACAGAAAAGCCAGCGCCAAACAAAUUGAUAAUUUACUUACUAACUUAGCUGCUGUGUAUGAAUGUUUACAUCCGAGAGCAGUUCGUGCUAUAUUAUCUAUAGCUACAGUUGCUAUAAGUAGUUUAGAUUAUGAGAUCAAAGCCAACAGUCUUCUAGCGCAGAGUAUAAUUCGUUCAGUCACGAAUAUUAACAGCCUUGAAUUGGGCAAACUUUUCGAUUUCAUCAGAGAUGACACAACGAUGGAAGUUGAUAAAGAAUCGAAUGGACAGAGCGAGGAAAUACCACCGAUAGUUCUCUCGUUGGCUAUGCUUGAACAGUGUCUCGAUUUGUAUGACGACGUGUUCACAGGACUGUCACAAUGGUUCCAAUCGACUAAGUUUACCAACAAAUUACUCUGUUGCCUACAAGCGUGUUUGCAAAAUAGACGCCAUUACCACACGUCGUUGGCGGCGUUGCGUUGUUUGACCGCGUAUGCUAGAGGUCCGUUUUCCAAAGACUUAUUACUGAGCGAAAUUGAUCAAUUUCUUUGGAUGCAAUUGUUGCCACCGAAAAUUGAAGCUAAUCCCAAUGGAAAUAUGUGCGUUUGGACGCCUCAAGAGUGGUGGCGGGUUUACGGAUACAGUUUAGACUUUAUAUCAAUAAUGGUCAUGAAACAUGGGGAGUUCUUUGCUAGUGACGCGAUCACCUUUGUAGGCGUUCAUUUGGAACAUCUUGUAGAAGCGAUAUUACUGCCCCGUCAGAUGUAUAGCAUUGAUGCGUUGAAUUUGUGCGCCUCCACACUCAACCUUGUGGUGCAGCUUGUUAAGUUUGAGGCAAGAUGGCGCAUUUUGAAUAUCAACUCGUUAAUUUAUAUUAUGCGCAGUAUCAGUGCGUGCGUGCACCAGUGCGGCACGCUGAUGCUGCGUGCGCGGCGCGCGUCCGAGCCGCACGACGAGCCCGCGCCCGCGCCCGCCGCGCUGCACAGGGUGCUGGAAAUCCUGCACAUGGCGAUGCUCAGCCUGCUCUCAUUCAGCCCAGAACUAUUAAGCCUGCUAGCAGAGCCGGCGCUGGACCUGGAGCGUUGGCAGCCGCUCGUCGAGUUACAUUUUGGAGCGCCCAAGAUAACAUAUGAGCAGUUCCCGCAGCUCACGUUUGGGACUAUUCUGUCUGUCAUCUGUUUGUUGACGCGCUCUUUGAAUCAUGCGUACCACUCGGAGGAGACGAGCGGCGCGCGUUCGCCGGGCGGCGCGGGGGGCGGCGCGGCGGGUGCGGGCGCGGGCGCGGCGGGUGCGGGCGGGCGGCGGCGCGCGUGCUCGUGCUCGGGCAGCCCGGGCGAGGCGCGGCGCGCGCUGCGCAGCGAGUCGGUGGCGAGCGUGUCGUCCGCCGCCAGCGCGCUGCCGCCCGCCAGCGAGAAGCUGCUCGCCGGCGCGCUGCAGGCGGCGCUCACGCUGCUCGCCUCGCAGGCUCUCCUAGCAGUUCGUGAUCGAAGUGUACCGACUCGACACAAGCAGCUCGUUCGUCGCGAACUAGCUUCUGAGUUAACUGUGUACCACGAUUUUGUGCGCAAAAGAAUUCUUUGUGCCGCCCAUAAUCGUCCGCAUUUGGCGCGAAAUAAACUGGGCGCUUGGCCUUUAGCAGCCGAUGAAGAGGAAACUAGAAGACUUGAGGAAGUGAAAAGAGAACAAAACCCGUCAAUAGAAGACAACGACGAUUUAGCUUUACCCCCUCCUCCUCCCCCGAAACGAGCUUCACAAGAUUCCAUGCGAGAAUUUAUACUCCGCAAACACUUCUUGGACAAAUGCGCGCAAACUCCGACCAAGGAACCACCCUCGCCCGUGUCCCACUCUACUCCAGCUCCUGAUAAGAAGAAGGAAAGCCCACGAAGCCUUAAGCGCGUCUCAUGGGCUGAAACAACCAGAGAUAGUGAUGAAAUACUGGACACUUCACUCCAGGAAAUUGAAACUGCAUACUCAAAUUUAACAGAUGUACAAAUAAAUAAUGAUGAGGAUUAUUUCCAUUUUAUGUCGGUUGUUUUUCUUUAUAUUUGCCAAACUGAUUUAUAAUUUUGAUACAAUAAACAUGUUUAAUGUU
Molecule: messenger RNA, 5720 nt
Organism: Zerene cesonia (dogface butterfly)
Lineage: Eukaryota; Metazoa; Arthropoda; Insecta; Lepidoptera; Pieridae
Gene: Nup188
Product: nucleoporin Nup188
Exons: 16
Coding region: 155-5692 (1845 amino acids)
Biological process (GO): RNA export from nucleus; protein import into nucleus
Cellular component (GO): nuclear pore inner ring
Molecular function (GO): structural constituent of nuclear pore
Source: RefSeq, a predicted model, not a curated record